Messenger RNA from Desarmillaria tabescens, 950 nucleotides. RefSeq lists its product as uncharacterized. Lineage: Eukaryota; Fungi; Basidiomycota; Agaricomycetes; Agaricales; Physalacriaceae. The record is from RefSeq and is a predicted model, not a curated record. The coding region runs from base 21 to 851 and encodes 276 amino acids. The transcript is spliced from 8 exons.
GCUUCGUCUCUACCAUCACCAUGACCGACGGCAACAAGGACAACGGCGAAGGCGUGCAGCCGUCAAGACUACCGCAAGCGUCGAGCUCAAAUGCGGAAUCUUCCAGUUCUCCGAUAGCACCACCGCCACCGUAUAGCAGAGACGUUCAACAUGGAGCGGAGAACACAAGCGAGAACCGUCCUUUGUAUUCCGCCAAUCCGAAUUCUGUACCCAUUCCUCAUCCAUCCACCUUAACCCAUGUGUCGCGACCGUCUUCAAGGAGAUCUCUUCGGGCCAUAAUUUUCUUCAUACUUUGCGUCUUCGCGCUCACUCUUCACCUCCACAUCCGAUCUGCCAAGGAGGAAAAGCAUCAGCUGAUACUCGAUGGUCUCGCUUGGGCUGACCUAACCCCAUCGAAAAGAUGUCUCCGAUAUAGCACCCGGGAGUAUUCUGCUCAGCUGAUGGGCGUGCCCAGAGGCGAAGAUGGCUUGCGGUUGUGCAAAGAGAAGGAGAUUAUCAUUCACGGCGUUGACAUCAAGCAGCCAGGGUAUUGUACUGUCGACGUCGAUAAUUCGGCGCCCACGAAGCCUCGGAUUUACGGUCAUUGGACGGUUGAUUCGAACGAACCGAGUUGCAAAACGCUGUGGGAGAACUUCCAGGAUAAGGGAUGCGUGGCGACUGGCUCGAAGACUCGCCGUAUUGAGGCCCACAUGGGUAAUCACCAACCACCAUGGGAUAAUUGGCGAGAAAUGUGUUCUACCACUCCCGCGGACUACGACGGCCAUCACUUCGACCAGCCGGAUAGUUGUGACCACAGGGGCAUUUUCAGUGGGGUCUGGGGCAUUUGGUUUGCUAGAGACGAAAGUUGCUGAUUCAACGUAUUCUCCUGACUUUGAUUUUCCUGAUUGUCUACUUAUCCUUUCUGUAUAUCUCACACUGAAAUCAUUCCGAGGACAUUCGGUGAAUACAGU